UCAUGCUGCUGCCAGGUCCAAGUCUCUCAUGGGUCCCCUGUACGGCCUCCCAUUGCUGCUGUCUCCAUCGCCACACUCUGGCCAUGUGCCACUUUCAGGUCUCCUCACACACUGCUGGUGUUCCAUUUUUUGUCAUAGGGUGCUGGGCAGAUUAACGGGCCUCCCCAUAGCUGCUGGCCCAGGCCCCUAAUCUGCCAUGGGCCCCCCAGUACCGCCUCCUCAUGCUCCUGCCAGGUCCAACAGUCUCUCAUGGGUCCCUGUACGGCCUCCCAUUGUGCUGCUGUCUCCAUCGCCACACUCUGCCAUGUGCCACUUUCAGGUCUCCUCACACUGCUGGUGUGUUCCAUUUUUUGUC
This is a messenger RNA of Staurois parvus, 355 nucleotides long. Lineage: Eukaryota; Metazoa; Chordata; Amphibia; Anura; Ranidae. The record is from the annotation of a GenBank genome assembly.